Messenger RNA from Helobdella robusta, 690 nucleotides. RefSeq lists its product as hypothetical. Gene Ontology annotation, molecular function: RNA binding. The coding region runs from base 1 to 690 and encodes 229 amino acids. The transcript has 4 exons. Lineage: Eukaryota; Metazoa; Annelida; Clitellata; Rhynchobdellida; Glossiphoniidae. The record is from RefSeq and is a predicted model, not a curated record.
AUGCCCAAAGCUAAAAGCGCCGUAGAAACAAAAACAUUGACGGCUCAACGAGAGGAAGGACGGUCAAAAAAUUGGUGGUCCAAGCGUCCUCCAACGUCAGUCAAACAACGACAAUCGGCUGCAGAUUCUGAUUCUACUAAGAAGGAUGACGUCCCUGUAUUCAAUACUAAAAAACCAGCCAGUAAUAAGCUAACUAGAAAAAAUUCAUUAAUCGACAAUGCACUUCCUAGUAAAGACAAAGCUAGCUUAUUAAAAUCUGAAAAACCUGAAAAGUGGGUUGUUGAAGAUGCGGAUGACGACGACAAUUUAGAAAAAAAAAAAUUAAUUUCAAAGAAAAAACAGAAAAAAAAUGAAAAGGCCUACGUCCUGUUUGUAGGAAACCUUCCAUUCGAUUGUGGUGAUGAAGCAAUUAUCAAACACUUUUCAGAUGCCGGUGCCAACGUGAAAGCUGUUAGAUUACUUACAAACAAGAUAUCAAAGCAGUCAAGAGGUUGUUGCUACGUGGAGUUUCAUGAUUCUAAAAGUCACAUGGUUGGAUUAAGGCUGCAUGAAUCGACGCUAGGAGAUAGAAAGAUAAACGUGGAAUUCACAUCUAGAGGCAGAAAAACUCCAAACAGAAUGAAAAAGUUGAAAGUAAAGAAUGAAAGGGCACAAAGAUUCAAGAAGACAUUCACACAGACCUCCUCAUGA